GACGACCAAACAAAGCCAUACUAAUUUCCACGCAUCUGUCCUCUAUUUAAGGGCGCAUUAAUCAUUUUGUGGGGCAGUUGACAAAUAAAGUGUACAGCGCGAACCACAGAAUCCAUAACGCUGAAAGUAGUUAACCCUCAGUUUAGCGUGGAAAUCAUCAGCACCAUGACUAACUACGAAAAUCUACCGUUAUAUGCAGAAAAUGUGAAAGUUUUCGUUAAAGUGGGAUUCAUCGACUCAAACGGCCUGGUGAAGGGACUUCUAUUUUGCUUAAUGCUAAUAACAACAUAUGUGGGGGCAAUCAUAAAUCUGUGUAAGACAUGGAAUGAGGAUAUUGGCGAGACAACCAUGAAUUUUCACUGUUUUUUGCUUGUGACACAUUGUUUAAUUCGUUUCUGCAUUGUCGUGAAGAAGAAGAAUAAAUUUGAGCGCUUCUUUCAAUGUGUCGAGCAGUGGCACAGAGAAAUCGAGCGAAACGACGAUCCACAAAUGGUCGGUAUACUAAAGGAAAUCACCAAACGAACUCAAUUGUGGAGCAAAAUGACCAUCUAUGUAGCCGCUGGAGGAACAUUUGCCGCUAUCUUCUAUCCCUUAUCAUUUGAUGGACGCAGACAUAUGAUAACAAUGCAAUUUCCACACUUCGAUGUCCUCCAAACACCCUUCUAUGAAAUAUUUUUUCUCUUGCAAGUGACGUGGCUAACGCCGGCCACUUUAGCUCUCUCUCUCCCGUUUACGAAUAUUUUCCUCAUAUCUCUUAUGUUCGGUGAACUGGUCUUAAAGGAUUUGUGUGUGAAGCUAAGAAAUAUACGCAGUGAUAAUGAAGAAAUCAUGCUACAAGAGUUCAAGAAGUGCAUUGCGUAUCACCAAAAAAUUAUCGCUUUGUGUGAUGAUCUCCAAGAUUUGCUUUCAAUGGAUGGAUUCUUUCACGUUGCGCUCUUUGGUAUGAUGCUCUGCAUGCUGCUCUUCUUCCUCUCAAUGAUACAUGAUCUCCGACUUAUUUUAGCGGCACUGUCAUUUGUCAGUUUCACUACUUAUAUUAUUAGCAUUACCUAUUAUUAUGCAAACAAACUAGCAACUGAGAGCCUUGAAGUGGCCAACGCCGCCUACGACACACCUUGGUAUAGAGGAAAUUUGGAAAUGCGUAAAUGUGUCAUUACUAUGAUCGCAAGAUGUCAGAAACCUCUACAAAUGACGGCCGGUGGAAUAUAUCCGAUGACUAUGGAGACUUUCCAAGCCAUUUUACGUGUUUCGUACUCAUAUUUUUCCCUACUACAAGGACUCAAUCAACAAGAUUCUAUUGAUCUUGCAGAUAUCAGUUUACACAACAAGAGAACUAAGUAUUUUUCAUUGAAUAACGGACUUGUAAAGCAGCGCAACAAAAUGCAGAACUAUAAGAAUUUACCGUUAUAUUCAGUAAAUGUGAAAAUCUUUCUGCAACUGGGACUCAUCGGUCGAUCCACCCAGACAAAGCAAAUACUCUUGGCUUUCGUGCCGGUGGCCACAUAUUUGGGACAAAUCAUCAAUUUAUAUAAGACGUGGGGUGGCGUCAUCGGUGAGACGGGCAUGAAUUUUUAUAUGCUGGCGCACAUAACACACUGCUUGGUUAGAUUACUCAUGGUGGUGCGCAACAAUGAGCGGUUCAUGUGUUUCUUACAAAGCACCGAUCGCUGGUAUGAGGAUAUUGAGUUAAACAGUGAUGCGGAAGUGGUCCUUAUGCUGCAGGACGUCACCACACACACUCAUAAGUUAACACGCAUCGGCUUCUACACCAUCACCAUUGGCGCGCUAUUUUCUUACAUAUAUCCCUUUUCUUUCGAAGAACGCAAAUUUAUACUUCAUAUACAUUAUAUUUUCUUUGACGCCAAACAAACGCCAUUCUACGAAUUUUUCUUUCUCCUACAAGCGCUGGUGUUGGUGCCGACAUUCGUUUUCGUUUAUCUGCCAUUCAUGAAUAUUUUUCUUACGUCGCUCAAAUUCGGCGAGGUGAUUUUGAUGGAUCUGCGCACGAAGUUUCGAAACAUCAGCAAACAAAAAGAGGCGACCCAACUGCGAGAGUUUAAGGAAUGCCUUUUGUAUCAUGAGAAAAUCAUUUCUUUCCGCAAUGAUCUCGAAUAUUUAGUUUCAAUCGAUGGAUUCUUUCACGUUGCUCUCUUUGGCUUAAUGCUCUGUAUGCUGCUCUUCUUUCUCUCAUUGGUACAUGAUCUUCGUCUCAUAUUAUCAGCAUUGCCGUUUAUCAGCUUUAACUUUUACGUCAUCGGUAUAACCUAUUAUUAUGCUAAUAAUUUCUCGAACGAGAGCCUAAAAGUUGCCUAUGCCGCCUAUGAUACACCGUGGUAUGAGGGCAACAUGGAAUUACGCAAAUGUGUGCAGAUUAUGAUCGCCAGAAGCCAUAAGCCACUCGAAAUUAAGUCCGGUGGACUCUAUCCGAUGACUUUGGAGAACUUUCAAGCAAUUUUGCGUAUAUCGUACUCGUAUUUUUCGAUGCUGCAAGGCUUCAGUCAACAAUAACUUAGAAAAUUAAGA
Bactrocera dorsalis (oriental fruit fly) is the source of this 2523-nucleotide messenger RNA. RefSeq lists its product as uncharacterized. Gene Ontology annotation, cellular component: plasma membrane. Gene Ontology annotation, biological process: detection of chemical stimulus involved in sensory perception of smell; sensory perception of smell. NCBI's taxonomy places the organism in Eukaryota, Metazoa, Arthropoda, Insecta, Diptera, Tephritidae. Gene Ontology annotation, molecular function: olfactory receptor activity; odorant binding. The transcript has 16 exons. Bases 166 to 2508 code for a protein of 780 amino acids. The record is from RefSeq and is a predicted model, not a curated record.